Messenger RNA from Thamnophis elegans (Western terrestrial garter snake), 1210 nucleotides. RefSeq names its product zygote arrest 1 (gene ZAR1). Bases 1 to 1110 code for a protein of 369 amino acids. NCBI's taxonomy places the organism in Eukaryota, Metazoa, Chordata, Lepidosauria, Squamata, Natricidae. The transcript is spliced from 4 exons. The record is from RefSeq and is a predicted model, not a curated record. Gene Ontology annotation, cellular component: cytoplasm. Gene Ontology annotation, molecular function: mRNA base-pairing post-transcriptional repressor activity. Gene Ontology annotation, biological process: translation.
AUGGCGACUUUGAUGGACGAGGCCAUGGAGAGCUACGCGUAUCCCUCGUACAGCCCUUACUCCUACCGCUACCAGCCGCCCAAGAGCAAAGGCGGGCCGGGCGCCUGGCGGCACCAGCAGCACCAACCCCACCACCACCAGCACCGCAGCAGCAGCAGCUACUUCUCCGGCUACAGCGAAGCGGUGGCGGCGGCGGCGGCGGCCGAGUACUUCGACAACUACCAGCGGGCGCAGCUGAAGGCCAUCCUCUCGCAGGUCAACCCCAACCUGACGCCGCGGUUGCGCAAGGCCAACACCAAGGAGGUGGGAGUCCAGGUCAACCCGCGGCAGGACGUCUCGGUCCAGUGCUCGCUAGGGCCGCGGCCGCUCUUCUUCCGCGCCCGGCCCCGCGGAGGCGGAGGCGGCGGCGGUGGCGGCGGCGUCGAGCAAGAGCAAGGCUGCCCGGUGAGCGGCGCCGCGCGGCACGUGCGCUUCCCGCGGACCAUCGCCGUCUACUCGCCGGUGGCCUCGCGACGCCUCACCACCUUCUUGGGAGAAGCCGAGCCCCGGGAGGCGGCGACGACGACGACGACGCCCGACGACGCUCCUACCCCGGGCCCCGAAGGGAACGCUGCUACCGCCGCCGCUGGCAAAGCCGAGGAGAGCAGCGCCAAGUCCCAGGAGCGGAAGAAGUCGCCGUCGAAGCCCCAAGCCGGCAGCGCGGCGUCGGAAAAGGGGAAAAGCGAAGAAGGGAAAGGCGCCCCGCCGCAACCGGCUCCUGAGGGAGACGGGCCGAGCAAGGCGCGCGUGCGCUUCCAGUUCCUAGAGCAGAAGUAUGGCUACUACCACUGCAAGGAUUGCAAUAUUCGAUGGGAGAGUGCCUAUGUCUGGUGUGUGCAGGGCACAAACAAGGUUUACUUUAGGCAGUUCUGCCGAACUUGCCAGAAGUCUUACAACCCGUACCGGGUGGAGGAUAUUACCUGCCAAAGCUGCAAGCAGACCAGAUGUUCCUGCUCCGUGAAACUGCGCCAUGUGGAUCCCAAGAGACCUCAUCGGCAAGAUCUUUGUGGAAGAUGCAAAGGGAAACGGCUUUCUUGCGACAGCACCUUUAGUUUCAAGUAUAUUAUUUAAGGAAAGGGUGUAGAGAAGAGUUCCUCGCCGUCAAAUUGUACCGAGGAGAAAGUUUUGUUUGUUUGCCAAGAGAGGGAAGCCUGCCGAGGAAGCGGAGAUG